This is a messenger RNA of Alexandromys fortis (reed vole), 367 nucleotides long. RefSeq names its product WAP four-disulfide core domain protein 15B-like. The record is from RefSeq and is a predicted model, not a curated record. The transcript has 3 exons. Gene Ontology annotation, molecular function: peptidase inhibitor activity. Gene Ontology annotation, cellular component: extracellular region. Bases 1 to 243 code for a protein of 80 amino acids. NCBI's taxonomy places the organism in Eukaryota, Metazoa, Chordata, Mammalia, Rodentia, Cricetidae.
AUGAAGCCACUUAGCCUCUCUCUACUCGCAGUGACCAUCCUUCUUUGCUGUAAUAUGACUCAGCCUAUAUUCAGGAGGAACAGGGCUUUAAUCAAACCCGGGUACUGCCCAGAGUUUCAUCUUUCCUGCCCUUUUGUUCUCCUGUCCCUAUGCAAGCGUGAUAUAAGCUGCAAGGGAGCCAAAAAGUGUUGCUUCUACUACUGUCAGAAGCGCUGUACUGAUCCAUGGAAUACUUUGAAUUAGACAAAAAUGAGAAGACGCAUUUGGUACAGUCUCAGUCUAGGAUAGUUGGCCUCCAGUUCUUCCUCGGUCCUCACAAGCCCUUCCAAGAGUUAAGCAUUUGUUAAUGAAUACAAAACAAAGGAAU